This is a messenger RNA of Equus quagga, 3529 nucleotides long. It is a transcript of the gene VWA5B2, whose product is annotated as von Willebrand factor A domain containing 5B2. Lineage: Eukaryota; Metazoa; Chordata; Mammalia; Perissodactyla; Equidae. The record is from RefSeq and is a predicted model, not a curated record. The transcript has 17 exons. The coding region runs from base 16 to 3396 and encodes 1126 amino acids.
GCCGCGGCCGGCACCAUGACAGUGACCCUGCGCAGCAGCCGGGAGCUGCCCUCAAGGCCUGAUGGGGUGCUGCGCGUGGCUCUGCCCUCUGUGCUCACCCCGUUGGCCCUGCAAGGCCCGCUGGGGCCCCCCAGGCCUCCGGGGCUCUGUGAUGACAGCCCUACCAGCUGCUUCGGGGUGGGCAGCCCUCAGGAGGAAGGGCUGGCCUGGGAGGAGCCAGCUGCCCCUCCGGACGUGUUCUCAGGCCCUGCCCGCUGCCCGGCCCCAUACACCUUCUCCUUCGAGAUGCUGGUGACUGGGCCGUGCCUGCUGGCAGGCCUGGAGAGCCCCUCUCAUGCUCUGCGGGCAGAUGCGCCCCCUCAUGCCAGCUCCGCAGCCACCAUCUGUGUCACAUUGGCAGAGGGCCACCGCUGUGACCGGGUCUUGGAGAUCCUGCUGCACCCUAGUGAGCCCCACCAGCCGCACCUGAUGCUGGAGGCCGGCAGCCUGAGCUCAGCAGAAUAUGAGGCCCGGGUGAGGGCCCGCCGGGAUUUCCAGAGGCUGCAGAGAAGGGACAGUGAUGGGGACCGGCAGGUGUGGUUCCUGCAGAGACGCUUCCACAAGGAUAUCCUGCUGAACCCCGUGCUGGUGCUGAGCUUCUGCCCAGACCUGAGCUCCAAGCCUGGACAGCUGGGCUCAGCUACGCGGGAGCUCCUCUUCCUAUUGGAUGGCAGCAGCAUAGCACACAAGGAUGCCAUUGUUUUGGCUGUGAAGUCGCUCCCGUCCCAGACGCUCAUCAACCUGGCCAUAUUUGGCACGUCAGUGCAGCCCCUCUUCCUAGAGAGCCGGCCUUGCAGUGAUGACACUGUGCAGCUAAUCUGUGAGAGCCUUGAGACCCUGCAGGCUGUGAGUGGUCCCCCAGAUGUGCUGGCUGCGCUGGACUGGGCCAUGGGGCAGCCCCAGCAUAGGGCCCACCCUCGGCAGCUGUUCCUGCUCACUGCUGCUUCGCCCAUGGCCACUGUUACCCACCAAACCCUGGAGCUCAUGAGGUGGCACAGGGGGGCAGCCAGGUGCUUCUCCUUUGGGCUGGGGCCCGCCUGCCACCAGCUGCUCCAGGGUCUGUCUGCCCUCAGCAGGGGCCAAGCCUACUUCCUGAGGCCUGGGGAGAGGCUGCAGCCCUUGCUGGUGCAGGCUCUGCGGAAGGCACUGGAGCCCGCUUUGAGUGACAUCUCUGUAGACUGGUUUGUGCCCGACGCAGUGGAGGCACUACUGACCCCCCGGGAGAUCCCAGCACUCUACCCUGGCGACCAGCUGCUGGGUUACUGCUCACUCUUCAGGGUGGAUAGCUUCCGGCCCCGCCCUCCCAGGGGCCAAGAGCCUGGCUGGCAGAGCUUAGGUGGCUCCGUGUUCCCGUCCCCAGAGGAGGCGCCAUCUGCCACCAGCCCUGGCACUGAGCCCACUGGCACCUCGGAGCCACUGGGAACAGGCACUGUGUCAGCAGAGCUGUCCAGCCCAUGGGCUGCGGGGGACUCAGAGCACAGUACUGACGCUCUGACAGAUCCAGUCACCGAUCCUGGACCCAACCCCUCCUCUGACACAGCCAUAUGGCGCCGCAUCUUCCAGUCCUCAUACAUCCGGGAGCAGUAUGUGCUCACCCACUGCUCUGCCAGCCCCGAGCCAGGCCCAGGCUCCACAGGCAGCAGCGAGUCCCCUGGUUCCCAGGGCCCUGGCUCCCCUGAGGGCAGUACUGCCCUGCAUCCCCCUUCUCAGCAGGGCUGCCGCAGCCUGGCUUGUGGAGAACCUGCAGGCUCUCGCUCCUGCCCCCUGCCUGUACCCCCACUCACUCCAGUCAAGGCUGGAGCCUUAAGUGCUGAGGUGCUGGGCCGUCGAUGCAGAGUGGCUCUGGCUGGCCGAAGCCUCUCAUCACCCCCAGGCCGGGUGAACCCAGUUCCCGGCUGCCCCCGGCAUCCCUCUCUGGGUGCAGCCCCAGAUGGGCCGGGCCCUGAGCCAGGGCAGCAGCUGGGACAGGGCUUGGAUGACUCAGGAAACCUGCUCUCCCCAGCCCCCAUGGACUGGGACAUGUUGAUGGAACCACCCUUCUUGUUCACAGCUGUGCCCCCCAAUGGGGAGUCGGCCCCUGCAGCAGUGCCACUGGCUCCCCUCACUCCACGCUGCCAUGUGGUGAUCCGGGCCCUGUGUGGGGAGCAGCCUAUGUGCUGGGAGGUGGGUCUUGGGCUAGAGACACUAUGGGGGCCUGGGGAUGAUGGCUCGCUGUCUCCGUCACCCCCUGAAAGAGAAGGUGCUUGGGACCAAGCACUUCAUCGGCUGACAGCAGCUUCCUUGGUCCGGGACAAUGAGCAGCUGGCUCUCCGAGGAGGGACCGAGACCAUGGCUGACCGGGGCCAUGCCCGGAGGUCCUGGCUCCGAGCCCUUCAGACAAGCAAGGUCAGCUCUGCCCCCUCCUGCUUCACCUGCCCUGUAGCUGUAGACGCCACCACUAGGGAGGUCCUGCCCUCAGCCCUGCAGGUGCGGAGCUCAGAGCCAGCAGAGCCCCCAGGCACCCCUCCUGCCUCUCAGGACCGCCAAGACGCAGCUCCUCUGCCCGCAGUUGUCCACUCUAAAGGACCGCACGGAGGCUCUCUGGCAGGCGGAUGGGACCAGGACCUAAAUGGCAACUCCAAGCCUGCUUCAGGGGCCCCUGCAGCCCCCACCAGAGGUCUUCAUCGCCCACCUCCCCAGCCUCCCUCCAGGCUCAGUCUGGGCCGUCGGAAAGUCAGAGGCCCAGACAGCCGUAAACUCUGCAGCCCCAACAUGGGUCAGGCCAGUGACGGCAAGAGUGAUGGCAGCGACCAUGACUAUCUGCCCUUGGUGCGGCUGCAGGAGGCGCCGGGCUCCUUUCGCCUGGACGCCCCCUUCUGCGCGGCGGUGCGCAUCCCGCAGGAGCGCCUGUGCCGCGCCUCGCCCUUCGCUGCGCACCGCGCCAGCCUCAGCCCCACCUCGGCGUCAUCUCCCUGGGCACUUCUAGGUCCUGGUGUCGGCCAGGGUGACAGCGCCACGGCCUCCUGCAGCCCAUCCCCGAGCUCGGGCUCCGAGGGUCCAGGCCAGGCGGACAGUGGGCGGGGCUCAGACACGGAGGCCUCGGAGGGAGCGGAAGGGCCCUGUGGUGCCGACCUGCGGGGCCGGACCUGGGCCACGGCUGUGGCGCUCGCGUGGCUGGAGCACCGCUGUGCAGCCGCCUUUGGCGAAUGGGAACUGGCAGCAGCUAAGGCCGACUGUUGGCUGCGGGCUCAGCACCUGCCUGACGGCCUCGACCUGGCUGCCCUCAAGGCCGCAGCCCGGGGUCUCUUCCUGCUGUUGCGCCACUGGGACCAGAACCUGCAGCUACACCUGCUGUGCUACAGCCCAGCAAACAUGUGAGGGCUGCGUGUUGCUCAGGCUGGCGCCCCCCAACAGUCGCAAGUCACUGCCACCCAGGGCCGGCUUCUUGGUGCUGGGAAGGGGUGGGCUGGUGACAGCCUGCCCCCCACUGCUUCUCAUUCCUUUCCCAGAA